UGUAAGUUUUCAACCCCUCUUCCCUAAGCACCGCAAUCUCUUGCUUUCCCCUCAUCGGAACCCUAAUCUUUCUCCUUGUACACUCUUUUUCCCACGAAAUUCUUCUUUCUCGCCUCAGCCGAAAAGUUGUUUCAGAAAAAAAAAAACGUUUGGUAUGGGGAACUCGGAGAAGCUGAUGAACCAGAUCAUGGAACUCAAGUUCACGGCGAAAAGCCUUCAGCGGCAAUCGCGCAAGUGCGAGAAAGAGGAAAAAGCGGAGAAGCUUAAGGUGAAAAAGGCGAUCGAGAAGGGAAACAUGGAUGGUGCGAGAAUCUACGCGGAGAACUCAAUCCGCAAGCGCAGCGAGCAGAUGAAUUACCUUCGACUAGCCUCCCGCCUCGACGCCGUCGUCGCGCGCCUCGAAACCCAGGCGAAGAUGCAGGUCAUUGGAAAGUCCAUGGGUUCCAUCGUUAAGUCCCUCGAUUCAGCCCUCGCCACUGGCAAUCUUCAGAAGAUGUCGGAGACAAUGGAUCAGUUUGAGCGCCAGUUCGUCAACAUGGAGGUUCAGGCUGAGUUCAUGGAGGGUGCCAUGGCUGGAUCUACCAGCCUUUCUACUCCUGAGACCGAGGUCAACAGUCUUAUGCAGCAGGUUGCUGAUGAUUACGGCCUCGAGGUGUCGGUUGGCCUACCCCAAGCCGCUGCGCAUGCCAUUUCCUCCAACAAGGAGAAGGAGAAGGUUGAUGAGGACGAUCUCUCCAGGCGCCUUGCAGAGCUUAAGUCCAGGGGUUAGAUGAAGAUUAUGAAUUUGCUAUGUUUUCUUUAAGGUUUAUACCAUACUGGCUUGCUUGUUAACCUUUCGAGAUGAUAGCUAUUCGCUUUUUAUUGUCUCCUUAUGUGCAUAACCAGGCGUCGCCUAUUAUACCUGAAUUUUUACUUUAUUAUUUUGUGAUUUCGAUGGAAAGAAGUCUGUUUAAUGA
Phalaenopsis equestris is the source of this 956-nucleotide messenger RNA. Its product is annotated as ESCRT-related protein CHMP1-like. The coding region runs from base 155 to 769 and encodes 204 amino acids. The record is from RefSeq and is a predicted model, not a curated record. Gene Ontology annotation, cellular component: ESCRT III complex; multivesicular body. Lineage: Eukaryota; Viridiplantae; Streptophyta; Magnoliopsida; Asparagales; Orchidaceae. Gene Ontology annotation, biological process: endosome transport via multivesicular body sorting pathway; protein transport; late endosome to vacuole transport. The transcript has a single exon.